UAACAAUCACGUCCAAUCCUGUCAUCCUCUUUUUAAAGGCGGCAGACAGUUUAACGGGCCUGGAUGAGGGGGAUCGGGCCGUUAGUCAGAGAGGAAACUGAAUGGAUGACGUCCUUUACAGGCUGAAUUUAAAAUAUACAAAAGAAACUUUGUUUUUGUGGGCGUGGCCGACAUGUGACGGUAAGGGGGCGUGGCCCUAAUGAAUAUUCAUCGGCGCGUGGCUGAGACCGAGGCACGCGAGGAGAGCGCUGGAUGGAUACCACCAUCUCGGCGUCAGGGAGCAGGAGGAGGAUGUCAAACCCCGAGGUUUUUCAAGUUUGUCACUGAAGGAAAGCAGCAGCCGGACUCAGCUCUGAAAGACGAAGCGCCUCUUCUUAAUGACUCGCAUCUAGAAGACUCGGCGAUCGCGAGCAGUGCAGACAGCCUUUGUCCAUCCGUCCAGUCAGCCGUAGACACACAUACACAGACAGUCAUGAUGGAGUCUAUCUUAGACAGUUUAACAGCGGAGAAACUCUAUCCGUCCGGAGGCACCAACCUGUUGGACCUGGAGGAACUCAGCGACGGGGAUUUCCUCACUAACGUGCCUUUCUCAGGUGACCAGAUGGACGACUUCAGCAGCGAGCUAUUCAACAGCUUCUUUGACGACCACCUACUGGAGCGACCCCUGCUGGCAGACAGACCUUCCCUUCUACACAUCGACAUGGACAGCAGCCCAGAUAUCCAAGCCGAGCACAGCUACUCUUUGAGCGAAGACUCCGCCCCUCAGAGCCCUGCCCUGUCAGUCAAAAUGGACCAAGAGUCUGAGUUCGAGUGGAGCUUCAGCCAGGACCUGUCGGCCAUCCUGGUCAAGCAGGAGGAGCCGGACGUGGGGCAAAGAUUAGACCCUCAACCCAUGGAAGGACCCCCCCUCAUAUUAAGUCCAGCCCCUCCGCACAGAGGGUCACCGUGGAGACACGCGGUAAGCGCCACGGCGACGAAACGCGAUAAACGACGUUGUUUGCUGUUGCGCUCACCGCCAUCUUUACGUUUACAGGAGCAAGACGACGAGAAGCCGGUAGCUAUAAAGGAUGAGCCCAGAGAGAUCGGACAGUACCUCAGCCUGCCCAGCGACGAUGCCCUCCAGCUCCCGCCCACCCCUCCCAGCAGUAACCACGGCGACAGCGACGGCUCACUCCCGCCGUCCUCCCCCCACCUCCCCCUGCCGCCGUCCUCCCCUCAGCCGCAGCAGAGGCCGGGGGGCCGCGCCUCUUCCUCUUCCACCUCCUCCUCCUCCUCCUCGGCCAUCUCCUCCUCGCCUCUCCUCACUGCGCCGCACAAGCUGCAGGGUUCGGGGCCGCUCAUGCUGACGGAAGAAGAGAAGAGGACCCUGGUGGCGGAGGGUUACCCGGUACCUAACAAACUUCCUCUCACUAAGAGCGAAGAGAAGGCACUGAAGAGAGUCCGUCGGAAGAUUAAAAAUAAGAUCUCAGCUCAGGAGAGUCGGAGGAAGAAGAAAGAGUACGUGGAAUGUCUGGAGAAAAAGGUGGAGAGUUACACGUCGGAAAACAGCGACCUGUGGAGGAAAGUAGAAAACCUGGAGACUGCCAACAGGUCUCUCCUCCAACAGCUCCAGAAGCUUCAGUCGCUGAUUUCAGGGAAAGUCCUCCCCCGUUCCUGUAAAAUGGCCUCGACUCAGACAGGAACAUGCCUCAUGAUGAUGGCCUUGUGUUUUGUCCUGGUGUUGGGCUCCUUCUCACCCUGCCUCUCCCCCCGAUCGUUGCUAGCCCACACUUCCACUUUGUCCUCCUCCUCCUCCUCCUCCUCCCCUCCUUCCUCCCCGCCUUCGCCGUCAGCGGACCUCUACACCACCAGUCGGGUCCGCUCCCGCAGCCUGCUCUUCUACAACGAAGAGGCUCCGCUGGAGGAAAGUUUAGUGCCAUCAGAAGGUGAGAGGCUAGAGUCAGAAGGCCACUCUCGCAUCCAGGCCGGCCGAUACACCGCUGACGCCCACAGCAACCACACAUCUGGGCCCAACUUAGACCGGAGAGAAACGAAACCUGACGGAGUCUCGGAGUUCUUCUGACACAGCCUGACCCCUCCUCGCAUGACUUCUCACCUCUGACCCCUAAAAAGCCACACACUGCUCACGCCAGACUGCUUCAUAUCCACAAAACCUGCCUGCCAAAAUCCACAACGCCAUCAUCAUUCCCCGCCCCCCCGACCCCCCACCUUUUAGGCAGAAUCCUGGUAUCCUGGAUGGAGUUCUUCUCUCCUUAUACUUGAAUAUUCUUGAUUUUAAAUGGACCUUCUCGUUUAGAGUUUCCAUUUUUAUGCACUAAAAAAUUUAAGAUACCAGCCUAAUUCCUCCCGAAUCAGUUUAAGCUAACUGAACAUUUAGUGUUUAAUUCACACAUUUAAAAACAUUGUAGCCUUAAUUAAACCUUAGAACCUCCAGCCAGUAUGGCGCCAUAAACUCAUCAGUCUGUUUUAGAUUCUCCACGCAGCAAAUUCAUUUUUAACUUUCUCUUUCACAUAACAUCUCUUAACUAAGGGCUGCGUCUAUGCGACUUAUUUUCCUACAAAUCAAAAAACAGCGCAAACGGCCCCAAAAGUUACACUUUAGAAGCUAAUAAUUGACUUAAUAAAUUAGCUUGACGUACAUGACCAGGUCCACAGGUGUAAAAGUGAACACGUGCUUUACAUUUUCAAAGUGCCUUCCACUCGAUUCAGUUUGGUGGAUUCUCACAUAUUUGCUACGGAGCUGGACGAAGAUCUGCGUUACAGAUCAAAAUGUUGGUCUGUGUAAAUUCAAUUAGCCUGGAUCAAUGCAGCAUUUUUUUUUUUUUUUUUGCUUUUUGGGGGAGACCAUAUUUUCAUACCAUAAAGAGGCUGGGGAGGGGGGGGACGUGACAUAAAAGUAUUUUUUAUGGAAAUUAAAAAUUGUACAUAUAAUAUAUUUGCAGCAUCAAAAAAAAGAGCAUAUUUAAUUUAUGCAACAAAAAAAAUAAAUGUUUUUAAGGGCAGUUUAUCUUAUUGUCUCAUUUUUUAAAAUAAUGUUUUAAAAGAAACAAAAAAUACAACUUAUAAUAUAUUCAGAGCAUCAGAAAAAAGAGCAUAUUUAUUUUAUGCAAAAAAAAAAGAAAGGAAGAAGAAAGACGGGAAUUGUUUUGUAUGCUUUGUGUGCAUUUAGGAUGAUGGCGGAGUUUUACGCGGUGGUGCUUCAUCGCGCGCAACGCUUCGACAUGAUCAGUGUGCGUCUUUUAACUGUAAUACAGUGUUUAUGUUUCACUGCUGUCGCAUGGAAGCCUCGUGAUUUUAAAACCUCAUUUAUUUGUACAAUCAAAUCAAACAAAAAAUUGGAUUUUUUUACCCCCCAAAAGCCGCGUAAUCGAUCGCAAAUAGACAAAACACUGAUGGUAAAAUGUGCUCAUGCGACAGCAGUGUGCGUUUGUGUAUUUAUUCCUGUUUGUAGAAAGUGUGUAUAUAUUGAUGAAGCCAAUCAGGGGACUAACUACAUUCCAGGAAGUAAAAUGCCACUAGUUUUGUUUACUACGUACUUUGAUUGAUUGCUAUGGCAUUUUAAAAGUCUUUAUUUCAUUACCACUGAGAAGAUAAAGCAUGCACACAAAAACAUAUAAUAGAAUUAUCAUGGUUUAGUUACGAAUAAAAUCACUAAUCCAAAUUCUUCAGGGAAGACUUGUAAAGCACCCUGAAAUCUUUUUUUUUUUUUUUUAUCUCUUAAAAAGAAAAAAAAAAUUCACAUUUAUCACAGGUUUUCUUGCUUUCCUUUCUCGCAUCUGUAUCCAUUUUAUUUCCAAGAAAGAAUUUUAUUUUCCAAGAAUACACGAAAACAUCAUGUGACUGCAGCCCGUUGCACAUCCUGUCAUUCUCACUCACAACUCUUAAUGCACCGAUGUACAUAAAUGAUGACAACUUAAUGUGCAGUUGUUGUAAAUAAGGGCCUCGUUUUUUUUUUUUUUUUUGUAUUGUGACUUUGUCCAAGAUUUUAACCUGUGGAAUCCAGAUGGGUAUAAAAAAACAAUAGUGGGAGGAUGGAGAGGAGGGGAGGGAUUGAGGGGGGGUUGAAAGAAAAAAAAGUGUCACUUGUAAAGAAGCCUUGACGACACAGCAGCUGCACACAGUUUGAAUAAUAGUAGUGAAACGCCUUGAGGUGCUCGAUUGUUCCAAACUGAAUAUUUAGAAAACAUUUGAAUGUCCUGAAUGAACAAUCGGGCGCUUCACAGUGAGUUGGAUUAUUUGAAAUGUGUUUGGAUGUCUUGUUGCCUCGGUGUGUUUGUAUAGCGUCCUGCAUGUUCCUCCAUAUAUAACUAUGUUAUCUUAGUAUAGUCCGUAGAGUAGAAACCAGCAAAAUAUUAAAAAACUGCAUCAGCAA
Messenger RNA from Mugil cephalus (flathead mullet), 4372 nucleotides. RefSeq names its product cAMP responsive element binding protein 3-like 1 (gene creb3l1). The transcript has 13 exons. The coding region runs from base 200 to 2062 and encodes 620 amino acids. NCBI's taxonomy places the organism in Eukaryota, Metazoa, Chordata, Actinopteri, Mugiliformes, Mugilidae. Gene Ontology annotation, molecular function: DNA-binding transcription factor activity, RNA polymerase II-specific; cAMP response element binding. The record is from RefSeq and is a predicted model, not a curated record. Gene Ontology annotation, biological process: regulation of transcription by RNA polymerase II.